Molecule: messenger RNA, 2648 nt
Organism: Gossypium raimondii (Peruvian cotton)
Lineage: Eukaryota; Viridiplantae; Streptophyta; Magnoliopsida; Malvales; Malvaceae
Exons: 2
Coding region: 66-782 (238 amino acids)
Source: RefSeq, a predicted model, not a curated record
GUUCUUGUGUUGAUCCGGUGACAUAUGACUCGUUCGACAUAAAAGGUGCUCGUAGCUUGGAGGCAAUGGUGCAGACUCAUUUUGCUAGUGGAGCAUAUUAUAUUGAGUUAUAUGUACAAUUUACGUCGCCAACUGAUGUACUUCCGUCCGGUGUUCGAGAUGUAUACACGACCCCUGGUCGACACUUGGUUAGCGGGUUACAAAAUACGGAACAGCCCAUGUUCGGUAGCGGUGUCGAAUGCACAUCCCUCGCAAGACACUCUGUUGGUGGAUGGGACAUGUACUUCGGUGGCUCGACGUUUGAUGCUGGAAAUACGUACUGGGGAACUGCAUCAAGUUCUAGUGGAUGGCAAUCUACAUCCAAUUGGGGACGUUAUCAAAUGCCCAGAAGAAGGGAUGACGUACUACCUACAACGUCAACCAGUGAGGGGACGUCGUACGCUGCAGAUGAUUGUGGGUUAAAAGAUGACUCCGAUGUGGAUCCACCUCGAGAGCCCGGGCCGGAUGGUGAAGAAGUGGGAUUAUUUUUUGAACCGGAGCCUAUUCCAACAGAAGGUGAAGAUGCUGAAAGGAGUUCAGAUGAUGAAAAAAAUCCACGAUUCAGAGCAUACUCACCUCCAGCCCACAUGCAUAAUGUCGAUCUGUCAGCAGAUGAUGCGUUAGAGUUUCCAGAUCUACCACACCGGUUGCGCGAUCGUACAAGUUCGGGGGUAUAUUUCAGUGAACUUGAAGUUGGUAAUCAGUUUACCAACAAGAAUAGUUUUAUUGGUGCUUUGAAAUAGCAUAGCAUCAAAAACAGCGUUAAUUACCAUGUCUUUAAAUCAAAAUCUGAUAAGUUUGAGGCGAAGUGUGCGGUGCAAGACGACACAUGUUCAUGGAAAAUCGUCGCCUCGUUAAGGAAAAUGACAGGGUUGUGGGAGAUAAAAAAGUACAAAGGUCCACAUACAUUACUGCGGGUGUUUCACAAGAUCAUCCCAAAAUGGAUUCAGCUAUGUUAGCUAGCUUGAUACUGCCCACGAUAAAAGCAGAUCCUAGGACUUCAGUGUCGGUGAUAAUUGCCAAUAUCCGUAGCCAAAUGGGGUACACACCCUCUUACCGCAAGGCUUGGAUAGCUAAGCAAAAAGCGUUGGAGAAGAUGCAUAAUUGGUGGGACGCCUCAUAUAAUGAAAUAUGGCAGUGAUGUCAGGUGCUAGAGAGAUACAUCCCAGGUGCCAUCACAGACCUUGAAACGGAACAUGCGUACUACAACGGCCGAUUGGUACGUGGAUGCCAAGUGUUCAAACGCCUAUUUUGGACCUUUAAACAAUGCCGAGAUGCAUUUCCAUACUGCAAGCCGUUGGUACAAAUUGACGGUACCUUCAUGUUCUGUAGGUAUACUCAUCGGCUAUUGGUUGCAGUGGCACAGGACGGCGGUGGGAGAAUUCUUCCAAUUGCAUUUGCAAUAACACCGAGGGAGUCGUCUGAUGACUGAGAUUUCUUUCUCUCUAGGUUAAGGAGGCAUGUGUGCCCCCAACCUGAUAUCUGUGUUAUUUCAGCUCGGGGCGCCGGUAUACUAGCUGCAUUUGAUCGAGAGGGAAGCUUGUAGCAGUGCACACACCAUAGAUAUUGCCUAAGACACGUUGCUUCGAACUACUACAGGCAAUAUCCAUCUAAGAGCGAAUGACGACAAGUGACCAACAUGGGUAUUUAGUCUAUAACUGUAUUAUUUCGUUUGUCAAUUUGAAUUAGUUUUAUUGGUAGAAGUGGUAUAAAAGAUUCGCUAUGAUCUUAUAUUGGUAGGGUAUGAAAUAAAUAAAGGUCGUUUUCACAAAAUGUUGGCAAUUUUACGAUCCCAAAAUGGAGAAGGGGCGGACUACCUUUGUAACAUACGUUUCGAACAGUGGGCACAAGCAUACGACGGAGGCCUACGAUAUGGCCAUAUGACGUCGAACCUGGCAGAAUGCAUAAAUUCUGUUCUUAAAAGAACGCGCCAUCUACCGAUAACAUCGGUUGUGCGAGAGACAUAUUUCUGUUUGGUGGCGCUAUUUCCAAAGCGAGCAGCAACUUAUGCAGGCCAGAUGCAGGGUGGCCAUAUAUGGUGCAGUAAGGUAGUUCAAGAAAUUAACAAGGCGAAGGCUAGGGAAAACAUCAUGCACACAGUGUGUCACGAUUGAGACAAUUUAUGGUUUCGCGUGACGGAGUUUGACAGACCGCACCAAGGUGUUAUUGGCGGGCAAUAUCGUGUACACUUGCAAAAUAAGACUUUUGACUGUGGGAAGUUUGAUGCACUUCGUUAUCCAUGCGCUCAUGUUAUUGCAGCUUGUCAGAAACUCCGUCUGGAUCCGAUGAGUUAUGUGGACGAAGUGUACAAAUUAGAAAACAUGUACAACGUAUGGAGACACGUUUUCCCACCGGUCCCAGAUGAACGUAAGUGGCCGCCCGUAUCUCUUGCUCCUUUGAAGCUGUUACAGGAUAGAGAAUUGCGUCGCAAACCAAAGGGUCGACCUUGCUCCAUUAGAAUACGGAACAAUAUGGAUAUCCGAGAAACAGCCAGUCAACAGAAGUUGUGCGGAUGGUGUAGGAACCCAGGCCAUACAAGUCGAUCAUGCCUUAAUCGCAAUAGUUGAAUGUAAUUUUAGAAAAAAAAUUAUAUUUUAUUCAAUUAUUAA